Molecule: messenger RNA, 2562 nt
Organism: Lactuca virosa
Lineage: Eukaryota; Viridiplantae; Streptophyta; Magnoliopsida; Asterales; Asteraceae
Source: the annotation of a GenBank genome assembly
AAAACAACGUCGUCUCUAAAGCUAGAAAAAGUGUAAACUUGGUGCUCCCUAGUUAUCCGAUCCUCCCCUAAACCUUCAGCUAUCAUCGCCGCCGCAUCACGUAGCUGAACUCCCGCCGGUCAACACGUCUACCUAACCUUGCUGCCGUUGCUUCAGUUGCUGGAAAUCGUAUACAGAUGGAUGAGGGUUCACAUCACUCGUAAUUUUAAUUUAGCGUUCGAUUGCCGUCGGGUCGUCACUUGUUCGUUUGCAUCUCCUUUAUCAUUCUGGGUGGCAGCAGCGGCGGAUUGUUUACUAGUAAAUCUUCGUAGGAAGAAUUACCUGUCUGCUUUAGGUAGGUUCAAUUUUUCGACUGUUGCUUCGGUGCGAGAUUCCUCCUGCGUGAAGACCAUGGGUUCGCAAGCAGCGGCGGAGGUCGAGUGGCCGGCCAACAAAGUUAGAGAUACUUUUGUAAAGUUUUUUGAAGAAAGGAAUCACGUUUACUGGAAAUCAAGUCCUGUCGUUCCUGUCAAUGAUCCCACUCUUCUCUUUGCGAAUGCUGGAAUGAACCAGUUUAAGCCUAUCUUCUUGGGUACUGCUGAUCCUAACACAUCAUUGAGCAAACUGACUCGUGCAUGCAACACUCAAAAGUGCAUUCGCGCUGGUGGGAAGCAUAAUGAUCUCGAUGAUGUUGGCAAAGACACUUAUCAUCAUACCUUCUUUGAGAUGCUUGGUAACUGGUCAUUUGGUGAUUAUUUCAAAGAAGAAGCCAUUGGAUGGGCAUGGGAGCUUCUAACAACGGUUUUUAAGCUACCUACUGAUAGAAUAUAUGCUACUUAUUUUGGUGGUGAUGAAAAACUGGGCCUUCCUGCUGAUAACGAAGCCAGAGAGAUAUGGCUCAAAUAUCUGCCAACCGAAAGAGUUUUGCCUUUUGGUUGUAAAGACAACUUCUGGGAGAUGGGGGACACUGGCCCAUGUGGACCCUGUACUGAAAUACACUUUGAUAGAAUUGGUGGUCGUGAUGCUGCGGAUUUAGUUAACAAUGAUGACCCUACAUUGAUUGAAAUAUGGAAUAAUGUGUUUAUUCAGUUUAACAGGGAAGCUGAUGGAUCCUUGAAACCUCUACCUGCUAAACACGUGGAUACUGGAAUGGGAUUUGAAAGAUUGACUUCGAUUCUUCAGAACAAGCUGAGCAAUUAUGACACUGAUGUCUUUCUACCUAUUUUUGAUGCUAUCCAGAAGUCAACCGGUGCCAGACCAUAUUCGGGCAAAGUGGGGCCAGAUGAUGUGGAUGGAAUUGAUAUGGCAUACAGAGUUGUUGCUGAUCACAUUAGAACUCUUUCAUUUGCCAUUGCAGAUGGUUCUUGUCCAGGCAAUGAAGGGCGUGAAUAUGUUUUGCGCCGCAUUCUUCGGCGAGCUGUACGUUAUGGAACAGAAGUAUUGAAAGCACAACAAGGAUUUUUCAAUGGAUUGGUAAAAGUUGUGGUGGAUGUAAUGGGUCAUGUUUUUCCUGAGCUAAAGCAACAAGAGACACAUAUCAGGGAGAUUAUAGCAGAAGAGGAAGCAAGCUUUGGGAGGACGUUACUCCAUGGAAUUGAGAAGUUUAAGAAGACUGUUCAAGAUGUCCAGGGAAAGAUAUUUAGUGGACAUGAUGCAUUUCUGUUGUGGGAUACUUUUGGAUUUCCAUUGGAUCUAACUCAGUUGAUGGCAGAAGAAAGAGGGUUGACUGUUGAUGUUGAUGGUUUCAAUAUUGCAAUGAAUGAAGCCAGAGAAAGAUCAAGAAACGCCCAGAAUAAGCAAGAUGCUGUUAUGAUUGUCAUGGAUGCAGAUGCCACCUCAGCACUGCAUAAGAAAGGGGUUGCUACAACAAAUGAUAGUUUCAAGUUUACAUGGUUUAAGGACCAUAAAACUGUGAUAAAAGCCAUUUACACGGGUAGUGAGUAUGUGGAACUUGCUUCUGUUGGUGAUGAUGUUGGUAUAAUUCUUGAAAGCACAAGUUUCUAUGCUGAGCAAGGUGGUCAGAUAUUUGAUACUGGAGUACUUGGAGGCUCAUCUGGAUCAUUUGAAGUUGUGAAUGUUCAAGUUUACGCUGGUUAUGUGAUUCAUCUUGGUAAAAUUAGUGGGAAGUCUGGCACUUUCCAUGUGGGCGAUGAAGUAGUUUGUAAGGUUGACUAUGAAAGGCGUCAGCGCAUUGCUCCUAACCAUACCUGUACACACAUGUUGAAUUUUGCCUUAAGGGAAGUACUUGGAACACAUGUUGACCAGAAAGGAUCAAUUGUUCUUCCUGAAAAACUAAGAUUUGACUUUUCCCAUGGAAAGCCAGUAAAGCCAGAAGAUCUUCGCAAAAUCGAAUCCAUUGUGAAUGAACAAAUUAAAGCUGAACUAGAAGUUUCUGCAAAGGAGGCAAGCCUUGCUGAUGCAAAACGUGUCAAUGGAUUACGUGCUGUAUUUGGUGAAGUGUAUCCUGAUCCAGUUAGGAUUGUUGCUAUUGGUCGAAAAGUUGAUGAACUCUUGGCUAAUCCUGAAAAUGAUGUGUGGCAAUCCAUAUCUGCAGAGCUCUGCGGAGGUAUAUAUGCAUUUUAA